CCGGUGGAAACUACGCGCGUUGAGCCCGGGUCACUUUAAUAGAGUCCUCAUUAUACCGUCUGGGCGAAUCAGCUGUGGGCGUAGUUUUUACAGUAUUUAGUCAUCCUGAUGUUAUUUUGCUGAAAACGACGGAGAUACGACCAUAAACACAUGUGCUGUCUGUCAUGCGUGGAAGGGUUCCAAGUGGAAUGUAUGCACACAUGACUGUAAGUCGCUUUGGAUAAAAGCGUCUGCUAAAUGGCAUAUAUUAUUAUUAUUAUUAUUAUUAUUAUUAUUAAGUGGCUCUGAACCACUUGUUCGCACGCGGAAGUGUGUGUCCACUUCGAAAAGUGAGAAGGUGCCCCGAUUAAAAUUCGUAAAAUGUGGAUCAUUGUAGCAAUCAUUUGUGCUGCUCCAGCUGCAUUACUAUACAAAUAUGUGUUCCGUACAUCCGGACCAAAUCCUUUCGAUAUCGACACUCGUGAGCCGCUUAAACCACUGGUCACCCAAAAGAAGGAGAAAAACAAAGUUCUGAAGCAGGGUUUCUUGGCCAGUAAAGUACCUGAGAAACUAGAUGCCAUUGUCAUUGGCAGUGGAAUUGGUGGUCUUGGGGUGGCGGUGCUGCUGGCUAAGGUUGGAAAGCGGGUCCUGGUUCUGGAGCAACAUGAUCGGGCUGGAGGCUGCUGCCACACCUUCACAGAGAAAGGCUUUGAGUUUGACGUGGGUAUCCACUACAUCGGAGACCUGUUGGAACAUAAGCCCUUCCGCUGCAUGCUUGACCAGCUGACCAAUGGUCAGCUGCAGUGGGAACCACUGGACAACCCCUUUGACCAGGUGGUGUUGGGCCCUCCUGGAAACAGGCGCACCUACCCCAUCUACAGUGGCAGGAACCGUUUCCCUGACGAGCUGAAGAAGUUAUUUCCUGGGGAGGAGGCGGCCAUCGAUGAGUACAUGAGGCUGGUCAAGAAAGCAGGACACAACAUUUGGUUCCUGGGUCUGCUGAAGCUCAUUCCUGUCCCCCUAGCCAAGUUCCUGGUGUACACAGGCCUGGCCAAUCGUCUGUCAUUCUUCUUCCGCAUGGCGUCUCGCAGUGUGACUGAGGUGGUCAACGAGCUGACUAAGAACAAUGACCUCAGAGUCAUCUUCAGCUACAUUUUUGGCACUUACGGUAACAUGCCCAAGGAAGCCAGCUUCUCCAUGCACAGCCUGAUGGUCUGCCACUACCUGACUGGUGCCUGGUACCCAAUAGGAGGAGCCAGUGAGAUCGCCUAUCACAUGAUCCCUAUCGUUGAGAAAGCCGGGGGGGCCGUACUCGUCCGCGCCCCAGUCAACCGCAUCCUGUUCAACGACAACAAGGAGGCUAUUGGUGUGAGCGUGAUGAAGGGUCAGGAGGAGGUCCAUGUGCAUGCUCCAAUGGUCAUCUCCAACGCCGGCAUCUUCAACACCUAUCAGCAGCUGCUGCCUAAGGAACUCCAGGACAUGCCAGCCAUCCAGAAGCAGCUUGGUAUGAUGAAAAACGGGGCGGGAGGUCUGAGCAUCUUCCUGGGCCUGACUGGAACCAAGGAGGACCUGGGCCUCAAAGCAGACAACUACUGGAUCUUCACAGAGCACAACAUGGAUGAACUCGUUGAGACCUAUCUGAAGGGUAACCGGGAGGAGUCGGCGAAAAGUGUUCCCAUCCUCUUUGUUGCCUCUCCAUCAGCCAAAGAUCCCACCUGGGAGGAACGAUCACCAGGCAAGUCCACCCUGAGUCUGGUGAGCUUUGCUAACUAUGAGUGGUUUGAGGAGUGGAAGGAUGACAAGGUGACCAACAGAGGGACUGAUUACAAGGAGCUGAAGCAGAUAUUCUGUGACUCGAUUCUGGAGGUGGUGAUGAGCGUCUUCCCCAAGAUUACCAGGGACAAGGUUGAGUUCAUCGAGGCUGGUACACCCAUAACAAACACACACUACAUUGGAGCCCCAAAGGGGGAGAUCUAUGGAGCAGACCAUGGCACAGCUCGUUUCAGCGCUGAGUGCAAUGCCACCGUGAGGCCCCAGACACCCAUUAAGAACCUCUACCUCACAGGUCAGGAUGUGUUUGUGUGUGGCUUUGCUGGUGCACUGGCUGGGGCUCUGACCUGUGGUUCUGUCAUCCUCAACCGUAACCUGCACCUGGAUGCCAUCACUCUGGCCAAGAAGACCAAACGUGUCGACACUAAGAAGUUGAAGUAGCACGCUACUGACCACCUCCCUCAACCCGUUGUUGCUCCGGGUGAAGUUUCCCUUAAGUACAGAUCUAGGAUCAACUUCCUCUCCCCAAAUCCACAUUAGUGGGGGAAAAUACCCAGGAUCAGCAUCUAGGGGCAACUUCACCCUACUCCAUCCAACUCACCAAAGCUACAAUAACACAAGCGCAGGGACAGGCUUCAAUCUCUGGUCCUACAGUGAAAAGAUGCCUCAAGACGGUUACUGUGUUUGAGUGUGUAACUAUUCUUAUCAAUAAGUGUGGAGAACUGUGCUCUCUCACUGUUAAGGGAAAACACAUUUGAAAGUCGAGGAAUCUUUCAAUCAAAUGUAUUUUAUAAAGUCCUUCUUACAUCAGCUGAUGUCACAAAGUGCUGUACAGAAACCCAGCCUAAAACACCAAACGGCAAGCAAUGCAGGUGUUGAAGCACGUUGUCUAGGAAAAACUCCCUACAAAGGCCGGAACCUAGGAAGAAACCUAGCGAGGAACCAUGCUAUGAGGGGUGGCCAGUCCUCUUCUGGCUGUGCCUGGUGAAGACUUACUAAAAAAACAUGAGCUGGCGCACACCCAGAAAAAAAUGGUGUGGAGGUUCUGACUAACAGCAUAUAAACUCCCAGCAAUUUAAUGGAUAUUUACCAACGUUUCGGCAUCACUGUGCCUUCCUCAGGGUAGGAAGGCACAAACUGUUUACAUUUUUUGUUUUGUUUAUGGCAUAGUACAUAUAUUACGCUAUUAUCAUAUAGAAACAUAAUUGAAUAUUAUACAUAUUAGAGUCAACAUACAUUAUUGUUGAAUUGAAAUUCACAUAGUUUUGUAUUUCAUAUUUGUUACAUAUAAUCUUUUGGUUCAAUCUUAAUGUAUAAUGAGUGUCAUCAACAGGGGGAACAUAUUAGGAGUAUUGGGGGCCCAUGGCUACACUCUGAAUUUUAAGUAAAAAGUCUUAACUCAAAGACAAAGUAGUUAUUGGAUAAUACCUGUUCAGUAAGUUGUAAGAUGCAAUUAUUGGCUGGAGCAAGGGUAGAGUCUCUCUGCUGGAGGAAGUGUUGCAGCGCCUGCAAGCCUCCAGUGUGUGGGAUCUUAGUGUACAAGCUCUCCACAUCAAAAGUGGCCAGCAGGGUGCCCUCUAGUAUCCUUCCUAAGCCCUCUUUCAAUGAGAUCAUGUGACUAGUUUCUGUACAGCACUUUGAGAUAUCAGCUGAUGUACGAAGGGCUAUAUAAAUAAAUUUGAUUUGAUUUGACUAGUGUCUUUGACGUAAGAUAAGAGAUUAUAACAGAACAUUGCCAAGAUGUUCAUUGAUGACCAGCAGGGUCAGAUAAUAAUCACAGGGUGCAACAGGUCAACACCUCAGGAGUAAAUGUCAGUUGGAUUUUCAUAGCCAAUCAUUCAGAGUAUCUCUACCGCACCUGCUGUCUCUAGAGAGUUGAAAACAACAGGUCUGGGACAAGGUAGCACGUCCAGUGAACAGGUCAAGGUUCCAUAGCCGCAGGCAGAACAGUUGAAACUGUAGCAGCAGCACAACCAGGUGGACAGCAAGGACUCAUCAGGCCAGGUAGUGUUGAGAGUGAGCGAAAGAGAGGAUAUACACACAGGACACCGGAUAAGACAGGAUAAAUACUCCAGAUAGAAGACUGACCCUAGCCCCCUAACGCAUAAACUAUUGCAGCAUAAAUACUGGAGGCUGAGACCUGAGGGGUCUGGAGACACUAGCUCCGUCUGACGAUACCCCCGGACAGGGCCAAACAGGCAGGAUAUAACCCCACCCACUUUGCCAAAGCACAGCCCCUGCACCACUAGAGGGAUAUCUUCAAUCACCAACUUACCAUCCUGAGACAAGGGUGAGUAUAGCCCAUGAACAUCUCCCCCACUCUAUGAACCUGGGAAUGACAUGGAAGAGCACCAGUAAGCCAGUGACUCAGCCCCUGUAAUAGGGUUUGAGGCAUAGAAUCCCAGUGGAGAGCGGGGAACCGGCCAGGCAGAGACAGCAAGGGCGGUUCGUUGCUCCAGUGCCUUUCCGUUUACCUUCACACUCCUAGGCCAGACUACACUCAAUCAUAGGACCUACUAAAGAGAUGAGUCCUCAAUAAAGACUUAAAAGGUCGAGACUGAGUCUGCGUCUCUCACGUGGAUAGGCAGACCAUUCCAUACAAAUGAAGCUCUAUAGGAGAAAGCCCUGCCUCCAGCUGUUUGCUUAGAAAUUCUAGAGAUGGUAAGGAGGCCUGUGUCUUGUGACUAGCGUGCGUGUAGGUAUGUAAGACAGGACCAAAUCAGAAAGAUGGGUAGGAGCAAGCCAAUGUAAUGCUUUGUAGGUUUGCAGUAAAACCUUUAAAUCAGCCCUAGCCUUAACAGGAAGCCAGUGUAGAGAGGCUGGCACUGGAAUAAUAUGAUCAUAUUUUGUCAAGACAAGAUUCUAGCCGCCGUGUUUAGUACUAACUGUACUAAGUUUAUUUUGUUCUUUAUCUGGGUAGCCGGAAGGUAGAGCAUUGCAAUAGUCAAACCUAAAAGUGACAAAGCAUGGCUGUAUUUAUUUGCAUUAUUUUUGGACAAAGUUUCUGAUUUUUGCAAUGUUACGUAGAUGGAAAAAAGCUGUCCUUGAAACAGUCUUGAUAUGUUUGUCAAAAGCGAGAUCAGGGUCCAGAGUAACGCAAAGAUCCUUCAGUUUUAUUUCAGACGACUGUACAACCAUCAAGAUUAAUUGUCAGAUUCAAAUGAAGAUCUCUUUGUUUCUUGGGACCUAGAACUGGCAUCUCUGUUUUGUUUGAGUUUAAAAGUAGAACAUUUGCUGCCAUUCACUUCCUUAUGUCUGAAACACAGGCUUCCAGGAAGGUCAAUUUUGGGGCUUCAGCAUGUUUCAUUGAAAUGUACAGCUGUGUGUCGUCCGCAUAGCAGUGAAAGUUAAUAUGUUUCCAAAUGACACCACCAAGAGUUAAAAUAUAUAGGGGUCCUAAAACGGAGCCUUGAGGAACACUGAAAUUUACAGAGACAAACUGAUAUCUUUCUGACAGAUAAGAUCUAAACCAGACCAGAACAUGUCCGUGCAGGCCAAUUUGUGUUUCCAAUCUCUCCAAAAGAAUGUAGUGAUUUAUAUUAUCAAAAGCAGCACUAAGGUCUAGGAGCAGAUGCAGAGCCUAGGUCUGAUGCCAUUUAAAAGGUAAUUUACCACCUUCACAAGUGCAGUCUCCCUUUGCAGGAUGCGCAGGGGAUAUGGUCACUAGUGUAACCAGGAGGAGGGCCUCAUUUAACACAGUAAAUUCAUCAGGCUCAAGCCAUGUUUCAGUCAGGCCAGUCACAUCAAGAUUAUGAUCUGUGAUUAGUUCAUUGACUAUAACUGCCUUUGAGGUGAGGGAUCUAACAUUUAAGUAGCCCUAUUUUUGAGAUGUGAAAUAUCUCUUUCAAUAAUGACAGGAAUGGGGGAGGUCUUUAUUCCAGUGAGAUUGUUAAGGCAAACACCGCCAUGUUUAGUUUUGACCAACCUAGACCGAGGCACAGACAUGGUCUCAAUGGGGAUACCUGAGCUGACUACACUCACUGACUGUGCUAGUUAGUGGCAGACUCCACUAAGCUGCCAUUCCCUUCGACAUUUGGAAAUUAUUUCCCAGGGAUAGAUAGCUUUUUUUAAAAAUUAAAUGUUUUCAGAAAUGAAGUGUUCAGAUAGAUGUGAUUAGCACAUUUCAUAUUUUCACUCUUAAUAUAUUGAGAACAAAAAGUGUUGGGUGGAGUAGAUUAAGUUACCAAUACUUUUGAUACCAGUACAACUGCUGCACACACUCUCUUUAUUGGUGCAAAAAAGCCAUAAAACAAAAUUGUGGACCAGGUUUAAAAGCGCUGUAACACUAACCAUUGUGUUCAAACGGAGGCAUUAGACAUGUACAAUGUACAGACUGGAUUGUUUUGAAUCAACAUGCUUUGCUUCAAAUGUACAAAGUUAAUUGCUCAUUAUUAAACAUUGAAUACAAAAACAUA
Messenger RNA from Oncorhynchus keta (chum salmon), 6164 nucleotides. RefSeq names its product all-trans-retinol 13,14-reductase-like. The coding region runs from base 361 to 2190 and encodes 609 amino acids. The transcript is spliced from 11 exons. Gene Ontology annotation, molecular function: all-trans-retinol 13,14-reductase activity. The record is from RefSeq and is a predicted model, not a curated record. NCBI's taxonomy places the organism in Eukaryota, Metazoa, Chordata, Actinopteri, Salmoniformes, Salmonidae.